Rhinichthys klamathensis goyatoka is the source of this 5244-nucleotide messenger RNA. RefSeq names its product NHS-like 2 (gene nhsl2). The transcript has 8 exons. The record is from RefSeq and is a predicted model, not a curated record. Bases 356 to 4219 code for a protein of 1287 amino acids. Gene Ontology annotation, biological process: cell differentiation. NCBI's taxonomy places the organism in Eukaryota, Metazoa, Chordata, Actinopteri, Cypriniformes, Leuciscidae.
UUCUCAGGUUUGUUGGAGUCACUUGAAGCACUUUUAAACCUUAUUUUUGUGAGCAUGCGCAGAGCAAGGCUGCUUACUAAACGCAUAGUUGAGUUUUCGUGAAAGAUUCAGCUCAUAGGGUCUGGUUGCACGAGUGGGUGAGGUCUCUCAGGCGCAGUUCAUGAGAGUUUUGGGCUGUGAUUUGCAGUGAUAUAGUGAACUGGAGGGCUGCAGAGCUCCUCACAGUGGACAGUCAAUUACAAUGCAUAAAAUGCCUCCACUGUACGCGCAAUCCCGAGCAAGAGUCUCCGCCAACACUCUUCAGCGCUGGCGAAACACGCACUUUUAAAGGGAGUUUACCAUAACAGAAGAAAAGAUGCCCUUCUGCAAGAGGACUGUAGUCCCUAAAGAUGUGUGCAGAAGCGGCGGCAAGAGUCGCGGUGCGAUGUUCACGGAUCUGGUGGAUGUGUGCGGCUUGACUCUGUGCGCGGUACUCCGGCAGCUGUCGGAUUUAUCCCGUCAGUCGGUGAGCAUCCUGGAGGAGCUGGAGGGAGAGCUCGCCUCCAUCUGCUACCGCUCCGGAGCUCUGGAGAAUAAACUUAUCAGCCUGCAGAAACACAUCUCAGCACUGGCCACCAAGCCGCCGCUCAAAACCGCCACCAACUUGGACUCGGAGAGCAAACGAACGGCCCACUUCCAAUCGUCAUGGCAACAGCAUGUGAAUGUGUUCGGCUCGUGGAGUAGGCCGGAGUGUGUGCAGGAACUGCACCAGGAGGCUCAGCUGAACCUACAGAGUCUGCUUCAAGAUUUUGAGGAGCAGUUGUAUGAUAACAGAGUGACAGGACAGACAUUCAGACACCCUUCCUCUCAGAGCUCGGAGGACACUUCAACCACUCUCAGCCGAUCCCCUUCCUCGCUCAACAACAAGAAGACGGAGUUCGUUUUUGUGCCUGCAAAUAAGCAGGUGUGUGAGGAUGAGACUACAACUUUAGGGGUUCGGGCGCAGGACCCGACCCCCUGCGGUUCAGAGAAGUCCCUUCUUGGCUGGAAUGCCUCACUGAGUCCAGCUGUUGCAGUGAAACCUCGCUGGUACCUGGGCCGACAUACUCCAGCUCACCUUGUACCCAUUGAGAUCACAGGCCAGAGCUUUGAUAAGCACUCCGCACGGCACAGCGAACUGCGGGCCCCCUUUAGAACUGAUUCAGCGGUCAACCCAAAAACCGUUCGCCGCCCAAGGAGUGUGGUUGCAGGCCCUGAUGUCACGCUGCACUGCCAAGGUGACAGCAAAAUUCUUGCUGUUGAUCUAAUACAAGGUGCCUGUUCCCCUGGAUCCUCUCAACCCAGAUCUUUGGAGCCCACCACCGAAAACACGGGCCAACAGCAUAUUCCCCUUCGGAAGACCCAGAGCGACCUGGAGUACAGUGUUCCCCCAUCCCCGAAGACCCCAUCAGGCAUGAUGGAUCAUGCCACUCUGAUGUGCCCAAGCCCCUCCUGGAAUGGCCCAAAAGGUUCCACUUUCUCUCCUUCCUGGAAUGACACCUACAACUAUGCUUUGGUUACGAGCUCUGCUUCCAAGCAGCCAAUUUCUAAAACUGGAAUGUUAACACCUGGAGGUGAAGGAGGUGGUCUAAUGUGUCCAUCCCAGACCAGUUCAGGCCUCUCCAUGAGCUCAGGGUCACACUCCAGUUCUUUCACCUCCAUCUCGGAACCAUGUGGGCACCGGGUGUACAGUGUGUUCACACAGGGGAGUGGGGUUGCCAUAGGGAAACGGAAUGACACAGAGGGGGCUUCCACUGCAGUCACGGGAAAUACCAAAAGUGAGCAGGAGAAGAGAUCAGCCCGGUCCAAUAUAUUCAGGUUCCGUGAACGUUCACUUUCAACACCAACAGACUCUGGAUCAUUUUGCUCAGCAGAUAAUAUAUGUUCCCCAGGUGAGGCUGUCCCUGUCGUUCCAGAGGGUGAGAGUUAUGCCCUGCUAUAUCCGAGCAAUAGCUCGGAGGAUAGCACGAGCACUGAUAACGUCUCUGUCACCACGGGUUCAGACUUUUUUCCAGAUAGUCGACUGAGGUCCCGCUCACGCAGUAUCUCACUAAAGAAAUCUAAGAAAAAGCCACCGCCUCCAGUACGUAGUGUAUCCCUGAUGAAAAACCUAUCAGAGGUUGGAGGAAUGGGCUCCUACCACAGUGAAGGGCGUUUCAGGGAUGGCAGACCCAAGAGUCUCUUUAUCCCUCGAGAUCACCAUAUUCAAGAUUCAUUCCAGCCUGAGUUCCUGAUUGUCAAACCUGAGGACGACACAGAUCAAGCCCACAGUAGUUUGGAGACAUCUUCUGAUAUUUCUCAGCCUGCUGACAGGGAAACAGAGCUUGGAUUUCCUCCUCACUGGCAGCUCAAUGAGUGGAAGUCCAACAAUGAUCCCUACCGAUCACUGUCAGGUUCAAGCACAGCCACAGGUACCACAGUGAUUGAGUGCAUGAAGGUGCGGGGCAGCUCAGAAUCCCUGAAUUCACCCUCAACCUCACGAGCCACGUCUCCAUCCCAGCUCUCAAUUGAGGCUGAGACCAAGGUAUCCCCCUUCAAGCCCCCAUGUCUCCUGUCUCCAUCCAGUGGCUACUCAAGCCAGUCUGAAACUCCAACCCCAACUAUAUCAAACACCCUCAUCACUGGACCUUCUCCAGUUGGCUGCAAGAUGCGGCCAAAGAUUCCAGAGCGGAAAUCUUCCCUCCCAGCUUCUGCAAAGGAUAAAUCACGGUCACGUCUUUCAUUUGAACUACCUGCAAACUCUCAACUGGAUUUGUCCUCUGUCAAACCCAAGCCUAAAGCCAGCCGACGCCAUUCUGACACAUCUACAGCCAACAAACCAGGUAAACUGAGCCCCAGUCAGUCUUCUCUGCCUAUGGUUACCACAACAGACUUGCGAAACAUCCGCCUUCGUUCAGUAAGCCGCUCAGAACUUGAGGACAGUCCUGAUGGCUCUUCUGACAUUAUAGAGGAAGAGCAAAUUCGAGAUCUCAGCCCUCCUAUCACCCCCUCUAACACAAAACAGUCAAAGCCACCAGUUGCAAUGAAGCCGCCUCUACCUAAACGACCCAUGAAUUUGAUGCUUAAAUCUCCCUCAUCCUCCCCUCUGGCACCUGAAUCUCCUCCAUCUUCCCCUGUGGACCGACCCAUGCCUGUGGGUAACAUCUAUAUGGUUGUAAGAAAGCCCAAACCUAAACGACCACCUCAGUCAUCACUCAGUACAUCUGCAAUAGCCCCUCAAGAGCCACUCCGCAGCUAUGUACCUCCUCUCCCCGAGUUUGACCUGGAGCAUGGGAUUCCCAUUGAGGAAGAUCUUCCAUCCCCAAGUAGCCCAGAGAGAGAGAACAAAAGUAAGACCCUUCCAAGUAGAAUGACAAUAUCCUGUUUAGCAGAAUUAGACAAAAGAAAGCCUAAGGUACCUCCUCCAGUGCCCAAAAAACCCAAUGUCCUUCUUCUGCCCUCUCCAAGCAGCCAGACCAAUGGCGGUGCAGAGAGGCAAACUCUACUUUCCGAUAGCAUCUCCCAGUCACCUACAAGUCCAUCAGCAUCUGAGAUUGAGGGAGAUUUGCUUAAAGAUGAAGAUCAAGAUGAUCCUGCAAAACUAAUUUUACAUGGAAACCAUAAAUAUUCUGAAAGUUAUGAGACCUUUGAAAAUCAGGAGACAGAUGUGGUAGUUGAAGAGAAUAGUUCAAAAGAUUCAGGUUCUCAACAAAUUAUGGAAAGAGAGACACUUCCAGCAGAGACAGUAAAAGAAACUUAUGCAGAAACAGAAAUAUUGGAAGAGAACAACGCUGCAGUUGACAAGACCGAACUACACAUUACAGAGGAAACAGACGACGAUGUAUCUGUCCACACACCCACAACUCAUACCACUGAGGACCUCUUCACCAUCAUUCAUAGGUCAAAGAGGAAAGUUCUAGGUCGCAAGGAACCAACAGAUUCUUUUGGAAGCAGGCAGUGUCUGGUCUCACCCGUGAAAAACAGUAGCACAGACCUCCGAACUCUGGGCCUCGGGACCACACCUAGGUCAAGCUCACGAAAUGAAAACUUUAUGGCUCUUCUCCAGAAGAGGAGCAGCAAAGCCAGCAGCGGGACCCGAGUUUCUGCCAUGGAGUUGCUGAAGAGCACAAACCCCUUGGCACGACGAGUCACUGAGUUCUCUCAGUCACAACCAGAAGGGAGCGUGUCAAACACACCAAAACCAGCUCAGCAGGACCAGUGAUUCCAUUUGUCGAGAACCACAUGCUGGCUAUCAAUAUGGCUGGUUUUCCCUAUGCUCCACUGCCCAUCUAAACGGUUUAAUUUACAAAGACCUCAUGCUGAAGGAAAUUAAGUGGGUUUGAGUUGUUGCUUUCAGACAAGGGGAUCACACUGAUGAUGUAAUGUGGAGUAUAGUCAGUAUUAAAGGAAACUGAACCCAUCACUGAAACAAAAUUCUGGCAUAGAAAUCUGCUAUUUUGGAAAUAUGAAUGCGAUGAUGAAACUCUUGAAUGGAAACUGCAUCAAGAAAUAUUUUCAACACUGUUCACUAUUUUAGGAGCCCAGCCUAUAUUUGUGGCCAAAGCCUGCUCUGCCCAUUUCAGUGGUGGACUAGAAAGUGUCUUAGUAGGAUAAUUGUGUUUUAAAAGACUGCACAAACUCGCACAGAGAGAGAAACAUUCCACAGAGGUUGUAAGCAAGGUCUGGUACCCCUAAAAAAUGAAGCACUUUCACCAGUACAGGAACUAGUUUACAUGACAAAAAGCUAUAUUUGUUAUUUUCCCUAGUUUCUUUUUCGGUGUUAUUUUUUCAAAAGAUAUGAAAGGCCAUAUAAAUGUCUUCUUGAGUUUAUUUAAUCUGUACAAAACUAUGUAUACGACAUAUAAAUAAAUAUAUAUAUAUAUAUAUAUAUAUAUAUAUAUACGAAAAUGUAACUGCUUGAUCAAAGACGCAAGGGACACAAAGCUGUCCAUAUCUGUGACAAUUCUUAGGAAACUGCCUAUUAUUUUAUAAGCUCACAGCACACAAUGGAUUGAAGUGGUCAUAUAAACCAUCAUCAUGCAAUAUACAUGAACCACAUCUAACGAUCUUCCCACACUAACAGAAGUGUAAACAGACAGCAUAUAGCUAUGAUUGUGCCCAAUAUACAACAAAUCAAAAUUGACAUAGACAAAACAUACCUUAGAAAAGAACAUUUGUGGACGGUACAAAAUGAGGGAAUAACACAGUAAGUGGGAGACAAAGGAAAGGACACCGGGCUACAGAAGA